This is a messenger RNA of Pocillopora meandrina, 7269 nucleotides long. The record is from the annotation of a GenBank genome assembly. Lineage: Eukaryota; Metazoa; Cnidaria; Anthozoa; Scleractinia; Pocilloporidae.
AUUAUCCAAGAUGGCGGCUAAAUUUAACGAUACUAAGUGGAAAAUAAUAUUUCUCUCGACAAAUUCUUCCACGCAAGGACUCUGUUCGAGUACAAAUGUGUGUUAUAGAACCUCCUUUAUUCUGGAAUAAUAAGAAAGUUGAGAUACAGGGAUAGGUGCAGGUAGAUCUCAAGAAUCCAGUCUUGAUGUUUUCUACGUCGAGAUCGCAGAGGCAGACUUUUGCUGAUGGUGUGGCAAAAUUAAAAUCAAAGUCUGCAUCACCUGUGCAAACAAAAUCUACGAAGAAACAACCAGAGGAGAAACGAGUCCAAUCUUCAACGAGUGAGAGGGAACUGGGAAAGCUAAGCGUGCGGGAGAUUGUAAGUAACUGAUGUUACUAAUAGUUGGCAAAACAUAAUAUACACUAAUGUACUCUGCUGCAUGCCAAAGUACAAAUUUAUAAAUCUUUCAAUUUCAGAUGUACAGGUUUAUAACUGAGAUUUAAACUGAAAGUGUAUUUGAACAUAUAAUAACAAUGAUUGGUUUGAGAAAGAGUUGUAACUGUUGAAUACUUUGUCACUAUAGUAAGAGCUUAUCUAGCUUGAUAAGAUCUGAUGAACUCCUCCUUCCAAAAUCUCCUCAUCAUCCGAAUGUUUAUUAAAGCAUCAGUACCAUAAUGGAGGUAAUUUUUUCCUGUAACAACCAACCUUCAAGUGAUUCUAGCAUCUUGCACAACUCUCAAGUCCGUGAUCACUGCCAGGUUUAUGUAUGACUGACCUUGGAAUUUUCCUGUAAUGUUUGCUUGUACUAAAUUUGACUCAUGAAUGUCAAAAAUGUUGCUGUUGUUAAACAAUCGUGUAUACUAUACUCAGCUUGAAAGAUGUCAAGAAGUUGACAGUGGAAGGGUUUUUGAGAUCAAUCUGAACAGACAAUCUCUGGAACAAGUGCCAAGCCUAAAGGAGGUAAGUAGAUUAUCUCAUAUAUAAUUAAACAAGAUACACAUAAACACAUCCCUUUAUUGGCAGUUGAAAUAUGCAUCAAUUUUGUUAGUCAUCAUUAUAUUAUGGGACUUUCCCUGUUCUGUCAUAAAACCCAGUUAGAAAUACACAACAGUACAGCUGUUUAUAAUUGUGAGCUGAUAAGUAAACUAAGAGCUCUUAGAUUUGUUUUAACUUUAUCAGAUUAAUAAAUUAACACAAUAGAAGGAUAGGACAAAAACUUCAGACCUGUCUUUAGAUGUUUUUAACAAUGUCACCUUGUUUAAUUGCUACUUUUGUUCAUUUGCUUUAUUCAGUUUCCAAAACUUAAAAUCCUGGAUUUGGGAUGCAACAAAAUAAAGCACGUUUUGCCUGGUGACCUGGAGAAAAAUUGUGUAAGUUGAUUAACCAUGUCAUCAUAAGAGUGCAUAUAAUUCUUUCAAGGAAAAGCAGAUUAAUUACCACAAAUAACUUCCAAGAUAUAACAAUGAGGAAACAGGAAGCAACAAUUAUUUUUGAUUAAGAUGUCAAUAUAAUAAUGCUAUAAUUGCUUGUCUGUAUUCAAUAUAGGACACUACCUUUGCUGGAAACAGAAUGUGCAUAUGCACAACUUAAUUCUCUUUGAAGUUAAUGAUUUUGUGUGCCUUGGUCUAGUAGCCAAGGCCAAGCUUUGACCAGUCAGAAAUGUUGUCAUGCCACCUUUUUUGCUGGCUGCCCCUGCUUCUUUCUAGGUUUAUUUAGAAAAUCUAUUUCUGAUAUUUUAGGAUCUUAGAGAACUAAAGCUUUAUGCCAAUGAGAUUAUGGAAAUCAGUGGUUUAGACAAGUAAGUCUGUAUGUUUUUGGAGCUAACUCUUUUAUUUCAUGCCACAGGAUUGUGACACAUCAGUGUUUUAUUCUAGAAGUUACAUUAAAAUAUCGUACACACUUUUUUAAGAGUUUCAUUUACAAGUUGUCCAAUAUUACUAGUAAUUUUAAAUGAUAUCACAUUUUGAAUGUUUUUUAUUUUAUUUUAUUUUAUUUUAUUUUAUUUUUUUAAUUUCAUUUUACAUCCAAUUCAUUGAUUUACCUCUAUAAUUGGUUCAUUUUGAUAUCACAUUUUGAAUGUUUUUUAUUUUAUUUUAUUUUUUUAAUUUCAUUUUACAUCCAAUUCAUUGAUUUACCUCUAUAAUUGGUUCAUUUUGAGCCCCAUACUUAAUUUUUCCUGACAGAUUUUUCAUAGAAAUUUUGGCUUAAGCUAAAUGUCUCAUUGUAGCAGAUGAAACAGAAUUUUCAAUUUAUGACUGUCUAAUUUCUCUUUGUCUAGUUGUAAAGAACUGAACAAUCUUCUUCUACAAUAUAACAAGAUUAAAAGCAUAGGUAAGCUCACACACUUCAAGCUACAAAUUUGAAAUGUUUUUUAGAAUGUGAGCAAGUAACCUUUAUUGGUUUGCUAACCCUUUAAUUCCCAAGAUCUGAUUGGUUGUUUUCCCCUCCAGUUGCUAUACAUGUCCUUAUUAAUUUGUUAUGAGAAUUUGAUAUUGCAUCAAGAUAAUUUCUGCCUGAUAAGUUUGAGAAUUCUCAUUACCUGUUUGCUUGAUAAUGUAUGAAUAUUAUAGGGAGAAGUUAUAUGUUAAUCACUUCUGGGAGUUGAAGGGACCCCCUAACUCAGUUACAAUACAGUUUGUAGGUAUUAUCAUCAGCUUUCUUAGACCUCUAAAAAAAUGACAACUUAAACUGAAAUUUUAUUGAUCGACAUUUCAUGAUGAUCUGUUUUUCUUGAUUAUUUUUAAGGCAAAGGUUUACAGCAUGUGAGAAAACUCAAAGUUCUGAGGCUUGAUAACAAUCGUCUCUCCAAGAUUGACUUCAGGGAGAUUGGUUGCUGCUCACAAAUAACUACCCUGGACAUUAGCUGCAAUAAUAUCACAGAUAUUUCUGUAAGUUUAUUCAAUGAGUGACUUUUCAUUUCUCCAAAAAUAUUUGGUCUUUUAUGUAAUUAUGUGGAUCUUUAAAUAAUUCUGUGAAAUUUUAUUUCUGCUUUCAUCAAAUAUAUUUAGUUACCACUCAGCACAUCAUGUCUAAAAUUAAUUUGGCAUGAAACACUCUUUUAUGCUUAAGUCAUCAAGAUAUUUCCAUCAUUUAACAUACUGGAGCUUAGAAGUCAGGAAGGAGGGGGGGGGGGUGGGUGGGUCACUGGAAUUGUUUUGGCAAGGCUCUAUAACUUUGACCCUGACAUCUUUCUUCAUCACUACUUGGAGGUAUGCAAAGUGGUUCUGCUAAAUGCUGUUAAGGCAUCUUGUUCACAACAAAGCAGUCUGCCAAUCCCAGUUUAUGUCAGGUACCAGUAAAUAUUGGUAAUUGGUUAGACCAUACAAAUACAUUGAUAGUUAUGUCAUUUGCUUUUGGCAGGCCAUCAAUGCCCUUCCAGCACUUGAAGAGCUGGAUGUCUCAAACAACAAAGUCAGCAAAAUUCCUGAUUUAGGAAGAUGUAAAAAGGUAAGAAGUUAAAAAAAUAUGGUUUGACUCUCUUUUUACAUGGAAGUGCACUGUUAUUAAAAGAUAAUUAGAUUUACGUUGUUGUAUAAAGUCACUCACCAAUUUCUUUUAGAUUCAAGAACUUGAUGUCUCAAAAAAUCAAAUCUCAGAUUUAUCUGGAUUGAGGAACAUCUCUAGUUUAACUGUAAGUAUUUGGGAAACUGUUACAGUAUAUUAAGGAGCUGCUCAAUCAUAUCAUUUUGUAACAAGUUUUCUUUUUAUCAUUAAUAGAUUUUAAGAGUGGAAAAUAAUAAAAUAGUUUCUAUGGAUUCUCUGGGCAAGUUGAGGUAAAGUUUGUUUUUUCUUGUUGUCUCAUGUUGACUAACAGAAGAGUUGUGAUCUUUUAGUUCUCCAAAAGUUCACUGAAUUUUCAUCAAUCUCACUGAAAUAUAAUUUUAUGUAAUUUGCAACACCAGCAAUUUACAUUUACUUGUAGUAUUAGAUGUAUAAGAUGUCUUUUGAUUUCAGCAGUAAUGAGACUUUUAUUAUAUUGGCAGGGCUCUGCAAGAAUUGUAUCUAUCAAACAACAGAAUAUCAGAAGUGAAGGUUAGGUUUAUCUAGUGGCUUUGUGGAAGGUUUUUUGGUGUAUUUCUUGAGCACUAAAUGCUGCAGUAGUACUGCUAGACAAAUUUUAUUUUUUUUUAAUUAUAUAUAUUUAUAUUGACCACAACACUGUACAUUUUUCUUGAAUCAAUGCUCGUAAGGGGUGGAGAACCAAGGGAGUAAAUGUUCAUAGAAUUAACCCUUUAAAUCUCAUGAGUGACCAAGACAGAAUUUCUCCUUACAAUAUCAAUACAAUAUCAACCAGAUAAGUGAUGAGAAUAAGGAAAAAUAUCAAUUUGGGGAUAAUUAGUUGAUCCAAUACUAAAUUCUCUGAACUAACAUUAUAAGAAUUGUAUGGUUGGUAAUGAGGAGAAUUAGAAAAUUUGAUCUGAGAGUUAGAGGGUUAAAGAUAAUUCCUCUAUCUGCAGUAAAGUCCUCCCAGGAUUGGUUUACUUCAACUUGCUGUAUUUCUAUUGCAGUCGUUUGCCAGUCAGUUUUCAUCUUUGGAAAUCUUGGAUGUGUCUAACAAUGCCAUUACAACUGUAGAAGAACUGGUGAUUAUCAAAAAACUUUGUUUAAUCCUCAUAUUGUUGUUUAUCCAUUCACUCACCAGACGAUCUAGCUGAUGAAUAAUUUUUAAAGCAAUAGUGUCCUUUGUUUCAUUACAGUUCACAUUGUCAAGCAUUUCUACCCUUGUAGAGCUAGCUGUGGCAGGUAACAUUUAGCUAGUUGUUUCUUUUUUUUGUUCCCUCAAAUAGUGAUACUAACUUAGGUUAGUCUCCCAUGACAAUUCAAGGAAUUCAUGUUUCAGGUUACUAACUUAGUAAACAACAAAACAGCUUUAAAAAAAUGGUUGAUUUGUUCUUUCAAAAUAAGAGUUUUUACAACAUAUACUUUUUUUUUUCAGGAAAUCCAUGUGAAUCUGCUGACUCAUUUAGGUAAGCUAUUAUGUUUUCCUGAUACAAGAUAAAGCAGCCAUGUUUUGCUUAAGUGAUGACAGAAUAUAUCAUAAAAUUAAUGCAACAUUAAUUGUUUAUAAUGUAAUAUAAGUGUUACUUCAGAUCAUAUGUUAGACUAAAAUAUGUUUGGCAAACAGUUAACAAAUGAUUUGGUUGAGCCAUUUUUGUCAUCCCAGUGGAAGGUUUUUUUCCUUAAACUUAGUUUUUCAUAUUGAAAAAGCAGGGAAAAUGAUAAACAAAGUAUAAUGCUUUGAGCUAAUUUCAGAUCUUUUUAUUAAUUUGCUCUAACUUAUAAUUUUGUUGUAAAGUUGUCAUCGUCAGAUAUUUCAAAACCUUCCUUCAUUGGAAAUCCUUGAUAAGGUAAGUCUGGUUUAUUGAACUUUGAUGUCAUUGUUUAGUUUCUCUUUCUCCUAUCUUGGGCCUUGUACUUAUUCUAUUUAAAAGCUAUUUCCCUUCUUUUCAUGAUAAUUUUUGUCACGCAGGUGUCACGCAAGAGACCAAGUACUGGUCAGUCACGCGCGCCUCCUCCAAUGAGGCCCAUGUCUGCAUUACAAGGUAUGGAAGCUUUCGAUUUGAGGAGGGUUGCGUGUAUUUAUUUUUUUACAAAAUUUUGGAUUGAAUCUCACAAUAACCAUUAUCGAUGUUUUUUUCCCUUUUUUUUUCAAGUCUUAAGUGCGAAACAAGUCGAGGAGCAGAUUAAAGCAACAGAACUUGAACAAACAUCUUUUGAAUCGUCUAUCGCUUCAAGGUGAGAAAGCUUCGCAUGGUACUUUUAUUUCUUCGCUUGAGAUCUAGAAGCGAUUAUUGAUAAGUUAUCUAGCACGCGCUUGGAAAUGUUCAUGUUAUAAUGUGUUGUAAUGUGUAGCGGCCUUGCUUUUUUUUUAUUUCCUGCAGGUUCGAUAUGGUAAAAGAUCUGUUUGAAUCUCUGCCUUUAAAAACGAACUUAACCAUACGCGACCAUCCUGUAUCAGGUAGAGGGACGCAUUAAUUACAUUGAGAAAAAACUGUCUUAUUUAUCUAUUCAACGCCCAAAAUGUUUCCUUUCCACGCGACCUAGAUCGAGAAAAAACCUCUAAGAGAUUUGUCUCUUUGACUGAGGGGUUUUGAAGCGAUAAGGAAGGCUGCGUUUCCAAAUACAUGUGGUUACUUUGAACAGAAAGAUUUCAUGGUUUACUGUUUAAUAAGAAAAUGAGACGUUCGUUUCCAACAAAUGACGCUUUUUUGAAGGAUUUGUUUGAAGGAUUUGAGUCAAGAUCAGGCCAAACUCAAUUUUUUUUCCGAACGAUGAAAACUUUUAAAAAACGAGUCUUUUUCGAAUUCCUUGAAUCGAAAUUCGACAUAGAAGAGCUCUACAAUUAACUUCAUUAAUCAUUUUGUUACUCUUGUUUCAGUGGCGUCUGCGUUGGACCGAGAAUCAAGUAACUUUUCCCGACCCGGGACGGCUGGGGAGGGAAGACCUGGCAGUCGAUGCAGCAGGUCAGUGUAACCCGAGAAACGAGAGUUUUCUUGAGACAGAAAAAUGUUUCUGAUAGGAAAAUUCCCAUUUACCGAGGCGCCAAUUCUGAGCCACUUGGGAGACCUUUCACUGUGAAAAAGGAAAACACCUCGCUUUAUUUUUAAGAGAUGUUGUAGAGAUGUGAAGCUAUCGAGGUAUUUUUAAGUUAAUGAAAUUCCUCGCAUAGAUGAGUUGUUGGUUUUACUUUUAUUACAAAUGAUCAGAAAAUGUACGGUUUGGAAGUAAUUUUUCUUCACUUAACGAGAUCCAUAUUGCUUUCUGAUGUUAUGUUUAGCCGCUCAAGAAUCGCUGAAGCCAGAGCAUUCGCCGCCGAACACUUUCAUCCAAAGGACAGCUGACAUUUCAUAGAAUUUACCACAAUCUGUCGACUGGUAUUUAUUGUACUCAUUGUGCAACAAGGAAUUAUUUUACGAGACGUCGAAGAGGCCAAGAUCUUCUAUCUAGUCUAAUUCAGGACUGGUGAAUUAUACUGAAUCUGCCUUUGUUGUAAAAUCCGAUGGAAGUCCCUUGCAACAAGAAAGACAAUAUUAAUGGCUGGCAAUGGACGAUGUUUAAGGAAAACUUUUGUACAGAAUGUUUGAAGUUGUAAAUAUAAAGUUCCCUUUGUUAUUAAAGGACGCGAGAACACGUUUCGUCAUCAGUUUGGAAUCCCUAUGUCAAUUUUUGAGAUGUGAACUGUGUGAGUCGAGAAGGGGGAUUUUAGUCGGUAAAUGGGGAGACGUUAGGCAGUCGAACGCCUUUCCGUCAGUUCAGUGCUUCACUUGCUUUUUACGGCAGAAAUUAC